This is a messenger RNA of Pungitius pungitius (ninespine stickleback), 2539 nucleotides long. RefSeq names its product Na(+)/H(+) exchange regulatory cofactor NHE-RF2-like. Gene Ontology annotation, cellular component: apical plasma membrane. Bases 496 to 1722 code for a protein of 408 amino acids. The transcript has 6 exons. NCBI's taxonomy places the organism in Eukaryota, Metazoa, Chordata, Actinopteri, Perciformes, Gasterosteidae. Gene Ontology annotation, biological process: protein localization to plasma membrane. Gene Ontology annotation, molecular function: protein-membrane adaptor activity; signaling receptor binding. The record is from RefSeq and is a predicted model, not a curated record.
UUUGAAUCUUAUCCACUGACCAAUACUUUCUUCAGACUAGUGAUUUCAUGCCAGCGCGUGGAGGUGUGCGCAUCCAGGGGACGUGCACGGCAUCUGUUGUUGACGCCUCACUCUCGCGCCGCCUCGGACAGAAGGGCACAUGCCCAGCUGACGAGGAGAAUUAAGUGUUACGUGCUAGGAAAAGCUUUCUAAUCUCUUGGAUUAUUCCUCCAAUGGAUGGGAUUUAGCCGCCGUCCGGUUUUUGUGUUUUACGCGCACUCUCAUUUGCGCCCCUGGAAGUUACAUAAUGGAAUGAACGCUCAUUACUUUUUUAUUUUUGCUCUGUAAGCAAUUGUCGAUAUUGAUGGACUCGGAUCAUGCUAAAUGAUGAUAUUUCGGUCAGCGGAGCGCCAAGACGUACAUUGGAUUAAUAGCCAGAGACUUCCCAUCGCUCUUGGGCCAAGCAGUUGUUUGUUCUCCCGUGAUUCAGCCCUUGCCCCCCGUUGAUGCUCCGCGAUGGAGACUGAGUUGAGACCUCGGCUCUGUUUCCUGACAAAAGGAGCGCGCGGCUAUGGGUUCCACCUGCAGGGCGAGAGGAACAGAGGCGGACAGUUCAUCCGCAAAGUGGAGCCCGGCUCCAGCGCUGACCUGGGGGGGCUGCGACCAGGAGACCGGGUGGUGGAGGUGAAUGGUGAGAACGUGGAGAACGAAACACACUAUCAAGUGGUGGGGCGUCUCCGUGAAGUGCCCCACCGCACCAGGCUGCUGGUGGUGGACAAAGACACGGAUGACUACCUCCACACCUGUGGCCUGGGAUGCACCGAGGACCUGGCCAUUGAGAUGGGAACCUUGUCCCCGCGGCCUUCGCCCGGACCCACUCCUUCUGCUUCUCCCAGAGAGAAGUCCCCUCUUACACCCAAAGCCAACCAGACACACUUCUUUUACCCUCCUACUAAGACCUCACAAGCCAAGGUCAGGACAUACUCUGUCACAUCAAGUACAGGGCCAGACACAGAGCUGCAGGUGCAUCCCUCACCAGAGUCAACAGCUGGGCCCCGCCUCCUUCCCCGUUUGUGUCACCUGGUGAAGGGAAACCACGGCUACGGCUUCAACCUUCACAGCAACAAGACAAAAGAUGGACAGUUUGUACGUUCAGUGGACCCCGGCUCCGCUGCUGAGGCUGGAGAUAUCAGGCCUGGGGACAGACUAGUGGAGGUGAACGGAGUGAACAUUGAGGGCCUGAAACACUCUGAGGUGGUGGCACUCAUUAGAGCAGACGGGGAGAAAGUGAGUAUCUUAGUGGUCGACCAGGGGACCGACCAGCUCUAUCACCGACUGGGGAUGCGACCAACCAGCAGCCAUGUCAAAGAGGUCCAUCUGGAAGAAUCGGCCACAGAAAGCACCCCACACAGCCCGUCUCCCACCGCUGAACUACCCACCUCAGAUCAACCAGUCAUAAACAUCACUGUGACAGACUCCCCGAUCACAAGUACAUCCCCAAAGUCCUUGUCAGAUGGGAGCUCGGCUUCUCAGUCCUCAAGAAGUUCCACCACGCAAUCAGAGCUUAGCAGCUCGGACAUGAGCUUCCAGGUCCACGAUGAAGACGAGCCGUUCAUGCACAGUGGCCUGCGUUUCAGUCCCACCGCUGCUGAGGCUAAACUUAAGGCCCUGGCCAGCCGCAACAAGAAGAGAGCACCUGCUAUGGACUGGAAUCAGAAACAUGAGAUCUUCAGCAACUUCUGACCACAGAACACAAGGAAAACAUAAGAAUUGCAAGAACGCCAUAGCACGAGAUAUACAAUUUGAAAUCUUCUCUGUUCAUGUUAUAAUCUUUAAAACUGUAACGCAAUCUUGCAGAGGCACGGUGACAGAAAGAGAAAAGAAAAAGAUGCCGGUUUUAAUAUUAUAUAAUAAUAAUAGUUAUAUUCCUAAAUCAUGUUCUAGGAUAUUAUUCUACCGCAUCUAUAAGGACAAAGACACAUUCUGUUGCUGUGUCACUUUUCACUAAAGGAAAAUAUUUAAAAGACGAAUGGUAAACUAGACAGAUGAGAGACAUUGACCCUCUGAUCUACAGUUACGUUUUUGAGUGUUUUCUCUCUCAAAUGUUCUCAAUUGAAACUCCUCACAAUGUAAAAUAAACUUUCAGAAUAUGUGUAAAUGCCAGUUAGACAUCAAUUCAAUUUGUUAAUCUUUAGUGAAAUGUGUCAAGUUGGGUGAACCAUCCUUUGGAAGCCCAGUAUUCAUGAUAAACAAUGUUCAGACUAGACUGACCUUUUGACUGUCUCAUCCAAGAGCAGUCGGCCUCUUAAGCACAUCGUACUUGAAAAGCAUCUCGGCCCAAAAGAUAGAGGUUCCAUUAUUAAGUUGUGCGUAAGAGGAGACCGUCAUCAGUUGGGCAUCCUCUGGAUUAGUGUAGUUAACCAACGGCUCACUUUACCUGCACUACCACACUCUGCCACAAUGAGUUUCUUUCAUUGUCUGUAACAUCCGCUAGCAUGCUAGCUACACACCACCAGCUGACAAGCAUGCUAGCUACACACCACCAGCUGACAAGCAUGCU